This is a messenger RNA of Lathyrus oleraceus (garden pea), 910 nucleotides long. Its product is annotated as zinc finger A20 and AN1 domain-containing stress-associated protein 6. Gene Ontology annotation, molecular function: DNA binding; zinc ion binding. The record is from RefSeq and is a predicted model, not a curated record. The transcript is spliced from 2 exons. The coding region runs from base 235 to 741 and encodes 168 amino acids. NCBI's taxonomy places the organism in Eukaryota, Viridiplantae, Streptophyta, Magnoliopsida, Fabales, Fabaceae.
UCUUUAUAUAUUAUUUGUCGAGUUUCGCCUCUUCCUCCUUUAUCCAUCAUCACAUCAUUCUUGACGGUAAACAUCCUUCCCCGCUAAGAUUCCUUUUCUCUUAUUAUCACCCACCUCUCCUUUUCUUUCUCACCCCCACCUUCUCUUCUCAUCACCUAGCUAUAGAGAAUUCUCUUGAAUUCACGUUUCCUCAAAGAAGAAAAUCAACAGAUCAGAUCCAAUCCAGAUUCAUCGAUGGCGGAAGAACAACCGUGUCAAGCUCCUGAAGGUCACCGUCUUUGCGCCAACAACUGCGGCAUCCUCGGUAAUCCGGCAACCAUGAACCUCUGCUCGAAAUGCUACGGUGAUAUCCGAUUGAAGAAUCAACAAGACACUUCCACCAAAUCCACCAUCGAAAACGCUCUCUCAUCAUAUUCCUCCGUCGCAUCCGUCACCACACCGCCUCUUUUGACGUCAGAGCCAACCGUUGUUUCGACGCCGAUUUUAACAGAGAUCACGUCGAGUUCUGUAACAACCGGUUCGGUUGGUUCUGUUUCUAUUACGGUUCCACCGAACCGAUGUUUGAGUUGUAGAAAGCGCGUGGGGUUAACCGGGUUUAAGUGUAAGUGCGGGUCGAUGUUUUGUGGGACCCAUAGGUACCCGGAGAGACACGGGUGUGGGUUUGAUUUUAAGACGGUGGGGAGAGAGGAAAUAGCGCGAGCGAACCCUUUGAUAAGAGCGGAGAAACUACAGAGGAUUUGAUUCGAUCUUAGCCGUUGGAUGAGAUGUGGGACGGUGUGUUUGUAUUAGAUGAUUGCGGCCGUCCACGUGGACCGCCAGGAAAUGAUAUCACAUUGAUAUAUGAUUAUUAUUAUUAUAUGUAAAAUGUAUGAUUUUUCUGAUAAUGAUUUUAUGAUUUAAGAUUACAACA